Molecule: messenger RNA, 4930 nt
Organism: Cornus florida
Lineage: Eukaryota; Viridiplantae; Streptophyta; Magnoliopsida; Cornales; Cornaceae
Product: protein HASTY 1
Exons: 23
Coding region: 1263-4682 (1139 amino acids)
Biological process (GO): protein export from nucleus; RNA export from nucleus
Cellular component (GO): cytoplasm; nucleus; RNA nuclear export complex
Molecular function (GO): nuclear export signal receptor activity; RNA binding
Source: RefSeq, a predicted model, not a curated record
UCCUACUAUAUAUGUUCGGUUGAUGAGAACGAGAAUUUUCCCCCAGAAAGAAGUCUCGCGAAAUCAAAGGACCCUUCAUCCUUCAAAUUUUAAAAGCAACCCCCCGAAAAAAGCAACACUGUUGUCUACUCCUCUCUCCCAUUUCUCUCUCUCUACGCGCGUACACAUAUAUUUGUAAAUUUCUACAUAAUACAACGGUUCUCUCCUUCCUUGUUUCUCUCAAUCGACAAACCUCGUUAAAACCCUAAGUGUGGACAGUGAUGGACGAGAGUGGCACUGCAAACAACGUGGCGCGUGCCAUAAUGGCUGCCCUAGACUGGAGCUCUUCUGCCGAUGCUCGAAAAGCAGCUGUUUCUUACUUAGAAUCCCAACAUACCCUCAAGGAGUUGGUGACCAACGGACGACUGAGAUGAGGAACUUCUCGGCAGGACUGAACGGCAGUGCGGAUUGGCAUCGGAGAAGUGACACCAUGGCGGUGAACGGUUUUAACGGAACAGGUUGGUGAUGGACUGUGAUUUCCCUACCGGUCGGCGGUGACGUGGGCAACAGUGAGCAAGGAUCAGAUUGUCAGGUCACGAUGACCGAAACAACGGACGACGACUGGAAUAUAGCCGACAGAGAGAUUGGAACGGUCGUGAGUAGGGAAUACCCCACCGGCGAUGAUGAUAUAAGGGCCUGAACUUCGGGACAGAGAGGAUUCCGGCGAAGACAAAGGACGGUGACCAAGUGGGUAGCAAGCAAGGAAUGAUUGGUGACCGAACCAGCAACUCCAAUGCACAUAUGACGAGCAAGGAUGGCUAGAAAGAACGGGCAGUGAGCUUGGAACGGCCUGCAAGGAUGAUGAGAGCUGCAAAAAAAAAUCUGAUCUCGAAACUAUGAUGCCGGCAAAGAAGAGGUGUGGCACCGGCAACAAUGGUGAAGCUUGUGGUGCCAUGGUGAACUCGGUAUGAACCGGCGGUGAGAAUGAAUGGGCCGACAAAAAGCAUUUUCUGAUUACGGUGGUGAUCGGCAGCUGUGAGCAUAGAGGUCGUGAAGAGAAAGACUAGGGUGUGUUCCAACGCUGGCUUUUGGGUCUCGGUUAGCUUGAAGGGGUAGUUGGGUCAAUUUAACAAUAUAAGAUGGGCAGUUUGGGAAUGAAAAAAUGAUCUACAGUAAAAUUCCAUGUCCAGAUUAAAGCAGGGGAUAUUCGUGUCUUGGCCAACACAUCGUUUGUUUUAGUCAAGAAGGAUUGGUCUUCUGAAAUUAGGUUGCAUGCUUUCAAAAUGCUGCAGCAUUUGGUGCGGUUGCGGUGGGAUGAAUUGAACCCUUCGGAUCGAAGGAACUUUGCAAAUGUUGCUGUUGACUUGAUCUCUGAAGUGGCAAACCCUUGUGAAGAAUGGGCUUUGAAAAGUCAGACUGCUGCUCUUGUUGCUGAGAUUGUGAGGAGAGAAGGCAUAACUCUUUGGCAGGAGCUUUUUCCGUCUCUAGUUUCCCUUUGCAAUAAUGGUCCUAUACAAGCUGAGUUGGUUGCUAUGAUGCUAAGGUGGCUUCCUGAAGACAUUACAGUUCAUAAUGAAGAUUUAGAAGGUGAUCGGCGUAGACUAUUGUUACGUGGGCUUACCCAAUCAUUGCCUGAAAUUUUGCCGUUAUUGUACACUUUACUAGAGAGGCACUUUGGAGCUGCAGUGAGUGAAGCAGGAAGGCAACAGCUGGAUGUUGCAAAGCAGCAUGCGGCCACGGUAACAGCUGCUUUAAAUGCUAUUAAUGCAUAUGCUGAGUGGGCUCCCUUACCCGAUCUUUCAAAAUAUGGAAUUGUUCAUGGGUGUGGUUUCUUACUUUCUUCUCCCGACUUUUGUCUUCAUGCAUGUGAGUUUUUCAAACUUGUUUCCCCAAGGAAGCGACCUGUUGAUGAAUCUGCUUCUGAAUUUGAUUCUGCAAUGAGUAAUAUAUUUCAGAUCUUGAUGAAAUUCUCUAGAGAUUUCCUCUGUAGAACUAGCUCGGGUGCUGGUGUUAUUGAUGAAAGUGAAUUUGAGUUUGCGGAAUAUAUAUGCGAGAGUAUGGUGUCUUUGGGUUCUUCAAACUUGCAAUGUGUUGUGGGUGAUAGCACAAUACUCUCUUAUUAUAUUCAACAGAUGCUGGGAUUUUUCCAACAUUUUAAGCUAGCAAUUCAUUUUCAAUCUGUACCCUUUUGGCUGGCACUGAUGAGAGAUAUAGUGUCCAAGCCAAAGAUUGUCGCACAUGCAGCUGGAGACAGUUCAGCUAACAAUCUGAGUGCCAAUUCUGGACAUGCUGAUAAUGAAAAGAAGAAGAUUUUAACUUUUGUGAAUGAUGAUAUCUGUACUGCUAUAUUGGAUAUUUCUUUCCAACGCAUGCUGAAGAAAGAAAAACUUUCCCCUAGAGCAGCACUUUCUGUUGGAUUGCUGGAACUGUGGAGUAAUGAUUUUGAGGGCAAAGGAGAUUUUGGCCAGUAUCGUUCUAGACUGUUGGAGCUGAUCCGCUUUGUUGCUUCUGCCAAGCCUCUAAUAGCUGCUGCUAAAGUUUCUGAGAGAAUUAUUACUGUCAUAAAGAGCCUCUUGCUUGCGUCAAUGCCUGCUCAGGAAUUGGCUAUAAUGGAAAGCAUGCAGUUGCCUCUAGAGAAUGUUCUAAAUGCAGUUUUUGAAGGAUCCAAUGAAUGUGGCGGGAAUAGUUCUGAAGUUCAACUGACAUUGUGCACAAUAUUUGAAGGUUUACUUCAGCAACUUCUUUCUUUGAAAUGGACUGAACCAGAACUUGUGGAAGUACUUGGACACUUUUUAGAGGCUUUAGGUCCAUUUUUGAAGUAUUUCCCAGAUGCAGUUGGCAGUGUCAUUAAUAAACUAUUCGAGCUUCUAACAUCUCUUCCGUUUCUUGUUAAGGAUCCUUCAACAAGUACUGCCCGGCAUGCUAGAUUGCAGAUUUGUACAUCAUUUAUUCGAAUAGCCAAAGCUGCUGACAAAAGUCUUCUGCCUCACAUGAAGGGGAUAGCUGACACCAUGGCAUAUUUACAAAAAGAAUGUCGCUUGCUCCGUGGGGAGCAUAAUCUUCUUGGUGAAGCAGUUCUUGUUAUGGCUUCUGCGGCUGGGAUUCAACAGCAGCAAGAAGCUUUGAUGUGGUUACUUGAACCAUUGAGCAAGCAGUGGAUGCAGAUGGAGUGGCAAAAUACUUAUUUGUCUCAUCCGACAGGCUUGGUUCGCUUGUGCUCUGAAACACAGUUUAUGUGGUCACUUUUCCAUACUGUUACAUUCUUUGAGAAAGCGCUUAAAAGGAGUGGUUUCAGAAAAGGCAAUAGAAAUUUUCAAAACAAUUCAACAGAAAGUUCUACCAACUUGCAUCCGAUGGCUUCUCAUCUGCCAUGGAUGCUGCCUCCUCUCCUGAAACUGCUUCGAGGUAUACAUUCUCUUUGGUCUCCACCUGUAACGCAAGCAUUACCUGGAGAAAUAAAAGCUGCAAUGACCAUGAGUGAUAUUGAAAGAAGUAGUCUUCUCGGGGAAGCAAACCCUAAAUUUCCGAAGGGUGCGCUAAGUUUUACUGAUGGAUCUCAUAUUGACAUGAAUAAAGAAGUUUAUUCGGAGCCGAAUGAAACUGAUAUAAGAAAUUGGUUGAAGGGUGUCAGAGAUAGUGGGUAUAAUGUAUUGGGCUUAUCAACAACAAUUGGAGAUUCGUUUUUCAAAUGUUUGGAUAUUCAAUAUUUUUCUCUAGCACUAAUGGAGAACAUACAGUCAAUGGAGUUCAGGCAUAUAAGGCAGCUUGUACAUUCAAUCUUGAUUCCCUUAGUUAAAUGCUGCCCUUCAGAUCUUUGGGAGGAGUGGCUGGAAAAGCUUCUUCAUCCAUUAUUUCUCCACUCACAGCAGAUUCUUAGCAGUUCAUGGUCCAGUCUUUUACAGGAAGGUAGAGCAGAUGUGCCAGAUCUACAUGGCGUACUUGCUGGAUCAGACUUAAAAGUGGAAGUAAUGGAGGAAAAGCUACUUCGAGAUUUAACUCGUGAGAUUUGUUCACUCCUCUCUGUUUUAGCUACAUCAGUACUAAAUGCCGGGCUUCCUUCUUUAGAUCAAUCUGGGCAUGUUAGCCGAAUGGACAUGUCAUCUUUCAAGGACCUGGAUGCAUUUGCCUCAAGAUCUAUGGUUGGUUUCAUUUUGAAGCACAAAGGUCUUGCACUUCCAGCAUUGCAGAUAACUUUAGAUGCUUUUAAAUGGACUGAUGGCGAAUCUGUGUCUAAAGUUUCUUCCUUUUGUGGAGCUGUGGUUCUUCUGGCUAUUUCAACAAAUAAUGUGGAACUCCGAGAAUUUGUUUCUAAAGAUUUAUUCUAUGCAAUAAUCCAAGGAUUGGCACUAGAGUCAAAUGCUAUCAUCAGCGCUGAUCUGGUUAGUCUUUGUCGUGAAAUCUUCGUUUAUCUUUCUGACAGAGACCCAGCACCCAGGCAGAUUUUGCUCUCUCUUCCUUGCAUUACACCCCAAGAUCUGCUUGCUUUUGAAGAAGCUUUGACAAAGACGGCUAGUCCUAAGGAACAAAAGCAGCAUAUGAAGAGCUUGUUAUUGUUAGCUACAGGAAACAAGUUAAAAGCUCUUGCUGCUCAAAAAAAUGUGAAUGUAAUUACAAAUGUUCAAAUGAGGCCUCGCAGUAUGGUUUCCUUUCAAGAAUCCAGAAUCGAUGAAGGGGAUGCUAUCGGAUUGGCAGCAAUUAUGUAAGGUAUUCUCAAGAGCGUGACAAAUUUCUUGUACAGAGAUGAGUUUCUCAGAAGGAGGGUUGCAUCUCUUUAGAGAGAGACAACAAUAGAAAAGCAGCGUUUUUAGAAAUCUAUAUAUAGAGGUUUACAACACAGGCUAUCUCAGUUUGACAGGAUGUAUGAUUCCAUAUAAUCUAAAUGUCAUCUGCUCUUACCAUCAUGAAAUGUGGCUUAUUACUAAUGAAAUGAAUAUGCAUAAUUUUUCUCUUA